Molecule: messenger RNA, 816 nt
Organism: Triticum aestivum (bread wheat)
Lineage: Eukaryota; Viridiplantae; Streptophyta; Magnoliopsida; Poales; Poaceae
Product: non-specific lipid transfer protein GPI-anchored 5
Exons: 1
Coding region: 71-589 (172 amino acids)
Biological process (GO): lipid transport
Molecular function (GO): lipid binding
Source: RefSeq, a predicted model, not a curated record
GCUCCCCAAAGCCUCCAGCCAAGAAAAAGCAUCUGUCUUCCACUAGUAAUCCAAGGAGAGGAUUCAUCGAAUGGCGCCGAGAACCAUGUCAAGCAGCAGCAGCAUCCUCCUGGCAGCGGCUGUGGCGGCGCUGCUGGUGGCGUCGGCAUCGGCGCAGUCCGGGUGCACGGCAGCGCUCGUCGGCCUUUACCCGUGCUUGAACUACAUCAGCGGCAACGACACGGCGCCCACCAAGUCCUGCUGCUCGCAGCUGAGCUCCGUCGUGCAGUCCCAGCCGCAGUGCCUCUGCAGCGCGCUCGGCGGCGACUCGUCGUCGCUCGGCGGCAUGACCAUCAACAAGACGCGCGCGCUCGAGCUCCCCAAGGCGUGCAACGUGCAGACCCCGCCGGCGAGCAAGUGCAACGGUGGUGGCAGUGCUCCGGGCGCCGCCACGCCGACCACUCCCGAGGUGCAGGCACCGGCUGGCUCUGGAUCCAAGACGACCCCGUCGGCGUACCUGCAGGAGAACGGCGGCUCGUCACUCCAGGGCCCGGCUGGGCUGGUGUUCGCCCUCGCGGCUGCUGCGGUCUACGCCGUGUCCUCUCUGUGAGCGUCUGGGGGCGCGCUAGCUGGAUGGUAGUUCAAAAAUGUAUUUCUUUCUCGGUAUUACUAUUGGGUUUAGCAUUGGGCAUUGGUGAUUGGUGAGGACCGAGAGGAUUAUAUUAUUAUUGGUUGUUUUCUUUGAGUCUCAGUAUAUGAUCAACAACGGUAAACAUCGAAUUUUUUUUUCAAGAAGAAAUGAGAGUGAUGACAAAACCAAUAGGAUUAUAUGUGGUA